This is a messenger RNA of Girardinichthys multiradiatus, 6483 nucleotides long. RefSeq names its product acetylserotonin O-methyltransferase-like (gene asmtl). Gene Ontology annotation, molecular function: O-methyltransferase activity; nucleoside triphosphate diphosphatase activity. The record is from RefSeq and is a predicted model, not a curated record. The transcript has 15 exons. Lineage: Eukaryota; Metazoa; Chordata; Actinopteri; Cyprinodontiformes; Goodeidae. Bases 95 to 2047 code for a protein of 650 amino acids.
UCAUCACGUAAGAGCCGUCUUUCGGGUUAUCCUAGCAAGCUUCUCUUUCCAAUGUUUCCUGGCUUCGGCAGGUCAGUUAAACUCCAAGGCCACCAUGGUGCUGAAUCCAGUCAUUUCUAAGCUCUCUGGUAAACUGGUAGUGUUGGCCAGUUCCUCUCCUAGAAGACUGGAAAUACUCCGCAAUACGGGUUUACGUUUUGAGGUGGUGCCUUCUUGGUUUAAAGAAACUCUUGAUAAGGGACUUUUCAAAGCCCCUCAUGAGUACGCUGUUGAGACUGCCAAGCAGAAGGCCCUGGAGGUGGCCAGGAGGAUGCCAAUUAAACACCUGAAGACUCCUGACAUGGUAAUUGGAGCAGACACAAUUGUGACUGUUGAUGGAAUGAUUCUGGAAAAGCCUGUGGACAAACAUGAUGCAUACAGGAUGCUAUCAAGUUUGAGCGGGAAAGAGCACAGUGUAUUUACUGGAGUUGCCAUUGUCCUGUGUCAUGAAAAAGACAAUGAUGAAGUGGACUACCAGUUGAUAGACUUCUAUGAAGAAACAAAGGUUAAGUUUGCAGAUCUGUCAGAAAACAUGCUAUGGGAGUACAUCAAUAGUGGUGAGCCUAUGGACAAGGCUGGUGGCUAUGGCAUUCAAUCUCUCGGGGGCAUGCUGGUGGAGUACGUCCAUGGAGAUUUCCUAAACGUUGUCGGGUUCCCCCUCAACCACUUCUGCAAACAACUUGACAUUAUUUACAACCACUGCUCUUUCUUUUCUCCUGAGACAACUGAGUCGGUAUACCUCAGCGGAAACGAGGAUCAUUCCACCUCCAUUCUAAUUCAGCAGAAAGACAGCUCCACGUCUAUCCCCAGACCCAACAGCCCUUUGGCCAGUCCACUUCAUAAGGUGAAGAAAGGCAGAGAAAGUCAGGCAAAGGUCAAUAGUGUGUCUACACAAGAUGAUCGAGAGACCAAGCUCCAUAACUCUGAAAAUACCAUAUCACCAACGAUGAGGAGUAGAGACGGGGCUAUGCACAAUGACAGCGAGCUUAAAAAACGAGACUUGGAGCGGAUUUAUGAGCUGAUGGAUGGAUUCAAAGCCUCAAAGGCACUGUUUACAGCAUCCAAGUUCUGCGUGUUUGACCUACUACACAACAAGCCUGGGCUAGAUGCGGAGCAGAUCGCCCAGGAGAUCAAAGCCUCUGUGAAGGGGACCGAGACACUGCUCGAAGCUUGUGUGUCACUGGGACUGUUGAGGACCAAAGAUACAACAGGACACCCGAAGCCUGUAUUUGAGAACACAGAACUGGCCUCACAUUUUCUUCGCUCAGAUGCUUGUUUUUCGCUGCACGCCUACAUUCAGCACUGUAACGACACGCUGUGGCCCCUGUUCUCCCACCUCGAUAGCGCCGUGCAGGAGGGAACCAGCCAGCGUGAGAAGGUCAAGAAAUGUAAAGAGAUGAGUGAGGACUCUUUUUGUAACAGCAGAGAAGCGAAACUAAGAUUCAUGCAUGCCAUGCACAGCUCUGCUAAAGUUGCAGCUACAGACGUAGCAACGGCCUUUGACCUCUCGAGCUAUAAAACAGCCUGCGACGUGGGAGGAUGCACUGGUGUCAUUGCAUAUGAGUUGAUUAAAGUCUAUCCUGAACUGUCUGUAACGGUGCUUGAUUUGCCUGCUGUUGUGGAGAUAAGUGAACUUUUUCAACGGCAGCACGCAGACAAAAGAGUUACUUUUAAAGCUGGAGACUUUUUAAAAGACGAAUUGCCCAAGGCAGACGUGUACAUCCUGGUGAGAAUUCUCCAUGAUCUGACUGAUGAGAAGCUGCACAUUCUGCUGAGGAAAAUUUCAGAUGCAUGCACUCCAGGCUGCCGCCUCCUGCUGAGCGAGAUCUUUCUUGAGGAAAACAGGAGCGGUCCGAGCCGAGGGCUGCUGCAGGCUCUCAGCAUGAGCGAAGGGAAACAGCGAAGUGCGGUGGAGUACAGUCGAAUUUUAAAGGACCACGGUUUCAUAACAGUACAAGUGAAACACACAAACAACUUUCUAGAUUCAAUGAUGUGUGUCAAAGCAUAACUGACUGCACCCUUACCUACAGUUAAAGCUUUGUAAUGUGGUGUGUGCUAUUGGUUGUCUUCACACUUUACCAACAAUAAACACUAAGGUUUUUUUUAAAUAUGAAAACAUGUUAAAGAUGUCCUUAUUUUAGGUUUAACACUUUCUGUGUGAAGGUAUGAAAGCUGAUAAAGUUGACAAAUCUCCCGUGCUGUACAUGUAGGAGAGAUUUUUUAAUCUUCUGAAGAUUUUUGAAGAGACAUCCUCCUGUUUUACAAACUCUAAAUAUGAAGACAUUUUACAGCUGCAUGUCCUUUUACCAUGCUUUUCAAUAUCCAAUAACCUCCAAUAAUCUGUUUUAUUGUUACAUAAUAGGUCUUCCCUCAGCUAUAUUUGCUGUAGAGUAUUGAAGAAAUGUAAUCUUUUCUUUUAAUUCAAUUAUACUAUAGAGUUCAUUAAUAAUGUCAGAAACAAUGCCUCUGUUAUUGGUAAUGCAUGCGUAAUUAAUUGGAUGUCCAAUCAGUGCAUUGGUUUUUAAUGUCUUUAGAGCAAAUUCAAAUGAUGGUAACAUGUUACACAAUUGAAAAUGUAACUAUUAGAAUAAUGAAAAAUAUUAUCUAAACACAGGGUGCACACUGAGUUUUGACAAGUCAGUCUGUAAAUGCCAUACAAAAUUACCGGCCUUGUAGAACAGUUGGCAGUCUGCGUUUUCCAAUUAUUCGAACUUUGCAUAAAAACAAGAUUUAAAUUCCAAAAAAGGUAAGAGUAUGCUAACAUAUUUUUCUCUUAUACUUAACUGAUCUAUCAAGAGAUUGAGUAUUUGUUCCAUAAAAGACCUGUGUAAGUUAGUACUUCAAAAUGUACCUUUGCAACUCUGGGCCAAAAUUGGAUGGAUUCUGUUUGUUAAAUGUAUUUUAGGAUCGUUGUUAUAUCAUAAAAUAUACAGGACCCCACCCUUUCAUACUAGCUCUAUUUCAUAUAGCUGCAAUAGCAAAAAUGUUGGAUGCAUACAGCCUUCUUAUUGAUAUCAUUCAUAAUGGUGUGUUUGCUAGAUGGCCUAAACAGUUUAGUAUUUUAUGCUUCUUUCAGUUAGACAACUGAUCAUUCGUGACAACUGAGUCAAAUGAAAUAAAUUGACAUUAAACUUUAUUGCUUUAGCUAAACUGUGUUGCUUUUGGACAAAAAAUACUGUAUAUAUUUACUGUUGAACACACUAAAGGAAGAUCAUUCAAAUUGAUGUAUUUUACGUUUGUGGUAAACUAAACAUGUAACAAGACAUGACAACAUUUUUCAGGGAAGUCUAGCGUUGUGAAAAAAAGUGUUCAAAAGAAUAAAAAAGGUGUUAUAAAUAGCUAGCGGACGAAAACCAUAGCAGUUUGAUGCUUCUGCUGCUGGAGGCAGGACUGUGUGCUUCAUGUUAAUAUGAACUUCAUGAAGAGGAUGUGACAAUGUUCAGGAUCGGUUACUUCUGGAACACUGAUACAAAUCCUAGACAGAGGGUGGGGACACUCCAGUGAUCUUCUCAGCUCCCCUCACUAUCCUCUGCUGGGCUCUCUUGUCUGCCAUAUUACAGCUGGAGCAUCACAUUCACAUGCAGUACUUCAUCACACUAAACAGCCAAUCUGUGGUGGAUGUGCUGGCUGGGAGUGCUGCUUGUUUCAGUUUCGUAAGAAAGUCCAGUCUCUGCUUGGAUCGCAUCACGAUCCUCUUCGUGUUCUUCAACUAGGGAAGGUUGUCUUCUGUAACAGGAACUUGAUGCUGUCCACUUUCUGUUGAAUGGUUGCUGAUGAUGAAAGGUUUGUGCUCAGGUCGUGAUCUCCACAAGUUAAUCGUGUCCUUCCUUGUUUUCCACAUUGAGCACCAGGUUUUCUCACUGCACCGGUUCUUUAGCUGUUUGACUUCCUCACUGUAAAGUUAUACUUAAUUAUUGAUGCAUACAUCUUCAAAAACCUCACUAUUUAAAUGUAGCAUAAACAUGGUGUUUACGGUACUGUAUUAUAAUUUUCCCUCUUGCACUUAUCUCUAAGGGAGCACCAGUCCACGUCUUUGCAAAUAUUUGUGAUUAUCUGAAAAAUGGACCUCAGCUGUUCAGCUAAAGUUGAACCCUGCAUCAAAGUAGUUUUUGAGUUUCUUGCUGUGUCAAGUAGAUUCCUCAAGAUGGUGCUGAAAAACCAAUUCAUGUACCUGAAAGAAACAAAGAAACAUAUGGAGAUCCCAAUUAACAGAUUAAUUUAUUCCAACAUCAGCUGCAUGUCUGUUACUGGGAUCAAAUUAAUAAAGAAUGACAGAGAACUAUCAGAAUUGAGGUUGGUGCCGGCAGGUUUGGGAUAUUAAUGUGCAUUGUAUGCAUUUGGUUUGGAAGCAAAGCUUUGUAAUCUGUAGAAGGGUAGGACACCAUCCCUUAAUUCCUUACAGAUACUCUUCUUGGAUUUCAGUUUGGAGGCAGCAGUUAAAGCAGCCAAACAGCUGCAGGGAAUGUAGGGGGGUAUCACUGGCAUUGAUAAACAGUGUGCACGGAUUACUUUUCAUUUUGGAUCUCUUUUUAAAGUAUUUUCCUAGGAGGGUAAGAAGGGUGGUCAAUGUUAUUCAUGGUUAUUUUCUUGUCAUUUCGUGUUCAGGCUCUGUGACAUCGAACUGAUUUCCAUUUCUCAGGUUUCAUUGCAUGAAUACGGAGAGACAGGAGAGGGGUGGACUCAAGUUCAAACAUGACACCAAAGUAAUUCACAAGACGUUUGUUUUAUUGACAAUAUCAACCAGGACCAUAAGAAACGUACAUAUUUGCAAUGUGUUUCUUGCAUUGUAAAAGCCGGGAUGGACUGAAUAACUUUGGAGGUUGGAACGCUUGCCAGUUUCCAGACAUCUAAACAAACGAGAGGACAUGGGUUAAAUGUUGUGGGAAAAAUUCAGGCCUUUGAGAUACAGAUCAGUGUCUAAAAUCAAAGCAAAGUCUGUUUUCCCCUCAAAACACGAUGAAGCAUUUCCAAGAAAGGGAUUUGCAUAUCUGUCCACUUUCAGUGUCCCAGCAGCUGCAGCUGCACCCGCUCACCCUUCAAAUGCCUCUCUUCUUGUGUACCGGCAUCAUCAGCAAACACUCUGCUACGCGUCCUAAUGAAAACCAUUCAAGUCAAUCAAGUUUAGCAGAGACCAAAGGCCAGUGUAAUUUGGGAAAAUUGCUGAAACUCCAAAGUAAUCUUCUGUAAUGUGAUCUUGCGUAUUGAACACUGGCUGUACUGUACGUGUCGUAUAAGAGCUCAGUCAUUUUCUUCAAAUGUAGUCUUGACAAGCAGCAUGGCUAUCCACCUGCAAGUAAUCAUCAUUCUAGUGUUAAGUGCUUUGAUAUUAAAAUGACUGAUUUAAGACCAUUUGCUGCUAGCAGAUAGGGGCCUUAAAACACUUCCAUAUGUUGAUAGAGAGGAAAAGCCAAGUUUGUGAACUGGCUUGACUGCAUGUUGUGGAGCAGCCAGUGAUAACAUGCUGUGCAUGGUAAUGGCUCAGUUAGGAAAGAAAACUUUACAUUUAUCAAGAAUGAUGUAAUCAAAGCCUUUUAGAUAGUACCAAGAGCAAGGUUUUAUAUUUAUUAUGUUUAUUUUUGUCAUUAAAUUGAAAUUUUAUGCAACUUGCAAAGAAACCACUUGAGGGCAACGUUGGCUAAAUGAAACCUCAGUUCAGCGCUGACUACUGAGUAAAGUUCCACUUUUAAUUGAGACUUCUUUUAAUGGCAAGCUAAUAAUUUGAUUAGAUAAUUAUGUUUAAUUUUUAAAAUUACCCAUUUCAAUUUUUGAAAAAUCUUAGUUUAAAAAUAAAUACUAUUUGUUUGUUAUAAAAGUCUUUCAGUUACUUUAGCAAGGAUCUGCAGAAUCCAAAUGUUUGCAUGCAGAAUAACAAGCAUCCUCUAAUCAGUGCAUUUUUCUGAAUUGCCUUUCAAAAACUGAACUCAUGCUUGGGCACCUGUUUCAAAGAGCAGGCUUGUUUAUCAAAGUCCUCCUCUGUCAACAAACAAGAAUGAGCGUGACGGCUGGCUCCUCAGCCCACAUCUGAUUUCAGCAAAUGUGCAAUUGUUCAAAGUGAGUUGUGCUUCAUUGAUUUGUUUCAAGGCAGAGGAAAAAUAACCUGAGGGCUUCUACCAGCUGGAAAUAACAAUGGAGUCCUUUUGGGCUGUUUUGUAGCUUGUUGGCCUGACAUCCUUGGUAAAGCAGAGGGAUUUUCACUGUGGACUUUAGUAGUGGGGACUGGGUAAAAUAAAUUAGAUACUCCUUAUUCAAGUAGCUUUAUUUUUGCAUGUGGAACAUCAGUAAUGGGUGUUUAAAGGAGAUUAUAUUUUAAUGCCCUUUUUGUGCUUUUCUUCAUGUGGUAAUUAUUUUACAAAUUGUGGUAAAAUGUAAAAUUGUUCAUUUACCUGUUGGAGAUGAAAAUGGAAAUUAACACCAAGUUCAUGUAAAUAAAUGGAAAGCACAUUG